Molecule: messenger RNA, 3315 nt
Organism: Anas platyrhynchos (mallard)
Lineage: Eukaryota; Metazoa; Chordata; Aves; Anseriformes; Anatidae
Gene: RNF222
Product: ring finger protein 222
Source: RefSeq, a predicted model, not a curated record
UCUCAGCUCCUUGCCUGGGGGUCAGGUGAGGAACGACAGCACCCCAGGACAAGGGGCAGGGCCACAGAAAACCUUCUCUCUGUGGGUUUCCAGCUCUCAUGUGCCCAAGCUGUGACUCAUUGCCAAGUGCAGGGGUCCCACCUACCCCAAAUCUGCAGCAGCUGAUGCUGGAAACCACCAGGCAGGCGUGAGGUGCCAGUGGCUAUAGUGCCUGCUCCUCUGUGAGCUUUUGGGGCUGCCCCCAGCCAUGCUGGGGUUUGGGUGAGCAGCCAGCAAUGCGGCUGGGGGCCAGCACCCCUUCCACCCCCUGUUCCAGCAGGGUUUGAUCACAUCACACAAAGGCAAGCAUGGCAGGACCGUGCCGCCCAUCCCUGCCUCCGCCGCCUGACGCCGGCUCCUCACCCACUCCCUGGUGAGGAUCAGGGCUUUAAAACCCAAACGAGUUCCUCCGCAUUCACUCCCCGGGAGCUGCCCUGUCCCCGCUCCUGCUUUUACGCAACGUGCCCGCAUGAAACGCGCGGCCGCCAGCUCCGUGUUAUAUAGGCGUCCCGGUCCCCGUCCCGGCUGCUGCUCGGCGCUGGGGACAGUGGUAGAGUGCAUGGAGAAGACCCUGCCCAGGUGCCCUGCAGCAGCUGGGGAGCACCCGGGGACCCAGCAGGGAUGUCGGAGACCUCAUCCAGCAAGGAGGCUCCCCCGGCCGAGUGCCCGGUCUGCUACGAGAAGUUCCAGCCGCUGGAGCACACGCACCGCAGGCUCAGCUGCGGGCACGCCUUCUGCCAUGACUGCCUGGUGAAGUGCCUGCUCUCCGCCAAGCUGGACGGCCAGGUGCGGAGCAGCAUCAUCUGCCCCGUCUGCCGCUACGUGACUUUCCUCAGCAAGAAGAAGGCUCUUUGGCCCAGCAACCUGCUGGCGCUGGAGAUGCCCCUGUCACCUUCCUCCUUGUCCCAGCUGGCCAAACUGGAGCCCAGCAACACCUUGGUGGUGCCCAGCCACUUUGUGAUGCCGGUGCAGAGCUUCGACCGGUGCCGCGGCACGGGGAGCAGCCCCGGGGACUCGCAGGGAGAGCUGGCACGGGAAGCCCACAUCUUCGUCAUCAGCAGCCACGGGAUGCCGCUGGUGGACACGGACUGCUCCUCCCUGGGGAGGAGAAGCCUGGCCGAAACACGCAGCACCGUGUCCUCCAGCUCGGCCCUGGGCGUGAAGUGCUGUCAGUCGCCCAUCGCCCUGGCCGUGCUCCUCAUCCUGACCGUGGCCAUGCUGGCGGCCGUGCUCCCUUGGCUGCUGCUGGUGAAGAGGGACUCGUAGCGGGGAUGGGACCGGCUUGGCUGCUGUAGGGCUGUCACCGACACCGGGGCUGGCACCUCCUCGAAAAUAUCCCUGGAGGGAGCCCAGAAGCAGCUCCAGGGGAAGCUCUUCCAUCUGGCCAGGGACUUCUGGGUGUUUCUGAAGGUCUCUGGGUGCUCACAUGCUGGAUUUUUUGCCUUUUGGCUAAAACGUGGCUUCUCAAGCCCUGUUGGUGGAUUUUUCUGGCAUUUUAGUGGCACAAUGGGGCAGGAAGGGACCCAGCUCACUGCCCACGCAGUCCCAGCCUGUGCCCUGCUCUUAGGUCUCCAGAGUGGGGGCCAUGCUCCUGCUGCCACCGUGUCCCUUCUGCUCUGGGUGUGCAGGGACAGGCAGCAGGGCAGGGGGCAAAGCCAGGUCUAGGCUGUGCCAGGAGCAGGUUUGGGAACCCCACUCUGCUCCCCAUGGUGUGGGCACUGGGGAUGCGCAGCUGAGGUUUGGGAAUUUCUGUGCCCUGUCUAAAGGAAGGGCGAAUGGGGGCUGCUGUUCACCCCCUGCCAGAGCUGCCAGCGGUGACGGGGACUUUCUCCUGCCACUCUCCCCCUGUGGCUGGGCACCCCAGUUCUGCCUUUGCACCCUCACCACCACCUUUGUCCUCCUGACCCAGUGCCCAGCCCCAUAGGCGCUGCUGGUCUCACUCAUUCUGGAAUGUGCCCCGAGGACCUUGGUGCUUUGGGACUGCCUGACCCCUUUGGAGCAGGAGCAGGGUGUCCCUCGCUGUCACCCGCAGGAGGUAGCGGCAGGCAGGAGGGUGGCACAUGGUGGUCCCCGUGCUCCCUAAGUGAGAUUCCCACUGCCUGGAUGGGCAUCAGGUGGCCAGAGUGCCACCGAGAUGGCUUUGGGAUCAUCCAGGACAUUUCAUGGGGACAAAUAAAUCCGACCUGGGGCUGGAAAUGCUGCUUGAUGGGAAAGGAUCAAGGCAGCCCAUGGCCCACCGCUGGGCAGAGCCAGGACAUCAUUCAUCCACCCCCGUGCCUCAGUUUCUCCACCUGCGCGCUGACCCCUGCACGAAGCACUGGGAGAUGACCUGAGGAAAAAGUGCUUGAGACACUGCACUGGAAUGGAAAUCCUAUUUCAUAACAAAUAAUGACCUGACAAGAACGCGCCCAUGCCUCAUCGUUUAAUAAUUACCCUUGUUAUGACGCCAUGUGUCGGGGGAAUUACUGGAGGGUGCCAGGGAGCCACCCCCUUUAUAGGGGCUGCCCGCAGGUGGGUAGGCGUGGAGGAGCCCAAUUCUGGCUGCUGCUGCUGGAGUCUCGGGGAUGCUUGCCAAGGGGGGUGGCAAAGAGACCCAGCAGCAGCUCUGGGGUGCGGAGGGACAUCCUGGGAUGUGUCGGGGUGACAGCAGGGCAGAGGGGCCCAGGAGGUGUCAUCAGCAGGGACAGGCAGCGCCGUGGGCCUUGGCGGGGAGUCCGGGGGCACCCCCCAUUUCGGGCAGGAGGCUUGCCACAGGGUGGCACUGCUUGGCCAGGGAUGGGUGCCGGGGCCGGCGUGGUGGCAGGAGCAGCCCUGGGUGGCGGCACCCUGCGCCUCCAGCCCCUGCCUUGGUGGGCGAGGGUCACGGAGCCCCCCGGGAGCCCUGCGACCAGCACACCCCGGCGAACCAGGGCCCAGGGGGCUGCGUGCGUCUGGGAGGGUGAUCCCAAACCCGUCCUGUGCGCAUGGAGAAGCUGCCAGCAUCCUGUCUGCUCCUUGUUCGUGCUGAUGGCUGGAGCCAGACCUUCCUGAGCCCUGUCCGGCUGCAGGUCCCCGGGGGAGGUCUGGCUCUCCUCACACCACAGCCCCCACCAGGGGCAUGGCAGGGACCAUUUCAGGGACAGGCGCAGCUCGGGGCCGUGCAUCGGGUGGCUGUGUUCCCUGCAAAUGUCCCGGCCCCCCAGCACAUCACCCGCUGUGGGGACACUCGUGUAGUCCUGCCUUGUCCCUGCCAUGUCCCUCAGCAGACACCAGCACUGCUCUGUGGGCGGUCAGUCA